Etheostoma cragini (Arkansas darter) is the source of this 1957-nucleotide messenger RNA. Its product is annotated as CCN family member 3-like. The transcript has 5 exons. Gene Ontology annotation, cellular component: extracellular region; extracellular matrix. Gene Ontology annotation, biological process: signal transduction; cell adhesion. Lineage: Eukaryota; Metazoa; Chordata; Actinopteri; Perciformes; Percidae. The record is from RefSeq and is a predicted model, not a curated record. Gene Ontology annotation, molecular function: integrin binding; heparin binding. Bases 212 to 1267 code for a protein of 351 amino acids.
UUUGUCGCCAUGGUGCCAGCAGGACAGCUCCGCUAUAUAAGGUCCUCCGCUCCUGAGUCCUGAGCCAGAACGACAAAGAGAUCCCAACCUUCUGCUACAACCCAGCCAGAGAGGAGGAACCAUUCAACCCCAAACCAAAGGACUCAAAUCAGCCCCAGUGACGACAACUAAACACUUUUUAGACUGCAGAUAGUUUUGAUUCAACAGGAAGAUGACCAAUCUGCCACAGAAAGCUCUUUUUGUCUUCUUUACAGCACAGGUGUUUACUCAUGUCUGGUCACAAGUCUGUCCUCGGAGAUGCCAGUGCCCUAAGGAGCCCCCCAUGUGUCUCCCUGGGGUGCCUUUGAUCCUGGAUGACUGUGCCUGUUGCCUUGUGUGUGCCCGUCAGAAAGGGCAAGUCUGCUCUGAUACAAACCCCUGUGACACACGGAAAGGGCUGCAGUGUGAAUACACAGCUGACGUCCACAAGAGGACUGGUAUCUGUGCCGCUCAUGAAGGAGAUGUGUGUAUUUUGGACGGUUCUGUCUAUCAGAAUGGCCAGACCUUCUUCCCCAGCUGUAAGUACCAGUGUAUAUGCCGUGAUGGGCAGAUCGCCUGUGUGCCGCGCUGCACCGUGGACGUGAUGCUGCCCGGGCCAGACUGCCCCAUUCCACGCAGGGUCUUGGUGCCUGGAGAGUGCUGCGAGAAGUGGGUGUGUGAGCACCAGACCGAGGCCAGUGCACUGGGCGGCAUUGUCAUGGCGGCCUAUCGUCAGGAGGAAACAGUGAGAUUUGACAAUUGGGACCCUAGCCUGAACUGCAUUGAGCAGACAACAGAGUGGGGCGCCUGCUCUCAAACCUGCGGCAUGGGGGUGUCCACCAGGGUCACUAAUAAGAAUCGCCGGUGUGAGAUGAUGAAGCAGAGCCGACUGUGUAUGAUCAGACCCUGUGAUGAUCACCAGGACCAGACACAGCUCACACAGCUUGCACCAAAGAGAGGCAGUAAGUGUCAGAGGAUGGUGAGGAGCGACACAGCUGUCCACCUCUCCUAUAACAACUGCACCAGUGUCCAGGCCUACAAGCCUCGCUACUGUGGCUCCUGCACAGACGGACGCUGCUGUACCCCCCACAGAACCAAGACCGCCGUGGUGGAGUUUCAGUGUGCCAACGCUAAAACCACCAGGAAACCAGUCAUGGCUAUCCUGACCUGUGCCUGCCACAGCCAUUGCCCCCGAGACAAUGCUGUGUGGCAGCCAUCAGAGCUGGGAUACAGCGGUUAUAGGUCAUAAAGUCACUCUCGAGGGACAAUACCAUUCUCUUUACUUAAAAAACAUAAAAACAUGAGUUGAAAUGACUCGAAAUUUUAGAUUAAAACAAGAUUAUCUGCAACAUAUCCACUGCGAAAAUAAGAUUGUCUGCUCACUAUGAUUCGGAAUCAUACUUGCAUUCGUAAGAUGAGAAUCCUCUUUUGUGGUUAAGAUCGUAGAGAACUAAACAGCUUGCUAUCUCUCUCUCCUGGAGAGCAAUUUAGUUUUGUAACAUCCUGUGGACAAAUAACUGAUAUCUUCACUAUGUUUAAUAGAAUCAAAGCACUUAAACCCUGUGAUAAAUUAGGUCUCUCCGUCCAACCAUUCACAACAGACGGUUGGACAGUUGUCUGUAGGUGCUCUGACAUUGUUACGGUCAACAUAAAACAGCCUCUAUUCAAGAGGUCAAAUAGUAUGAAGGUGUACAGUUACAGGGUAGUGCAGUUAUACAGAAUAUACAGCACAGUUUGGGUCGCCAAUUAGAAAACAAGACGAAGAGCAUUGAACAACAGUUGGGUUUUGUUCGGCCUUAAUCUGGAAACAAGGGAAAUGUAAGGGAGCAAGUAGGUCAUCUUUCAGAAUGAAUUAAAACACCUACACUUUGAUACCUUAAUCUAGAGAAAACUAUAAUAAGAAUACUGCAAUCCCAUUACUUUCACUUUGAUAAAAAAA